Molecule: messenger RNA, 2535 nt
Organism: Closterium sp. NIES-67
Lineage: Eukaryota; Viridiplantae; Streptophyta; Zygnematophyceae; Desmidiales; Closteriaceae
Source: the annotation of a GenBank genome assembly
UCCCACAUUCUGCUCCCACAUUCCCUCGCCUGACAGCCUCCUAUUUGUCUCCUAAGCCAGCAUGACAAGAUGAGUGUGUAAAGGAAUAACGGAUUGGCCCGUUUAUGUUCUAGAAUCCAGCGACCAUUCCAUCCGCGCUUUGCUCUCCAAAUUCUUACUUCCCACUAUUCGGCAUGAUUUUCGAGGUCGACGCCUUUCCCUCGCCGUCAGUGGCGUCCCCUCCGUCCAGUUCAUGUCGCAUCGACGACCUGCCUGGCGACCUUCUCCUCGAGAUUUUGAAGAAUUUGGAGAAGCAAGACACGGGAAGGAGAGCACAUUUGAGAGCAGCGUCGCUCGUUAGCCGGCAAUGGCUGGAAUCGUCCGGCGUGGCUUGCUCCUCACUCUCUCUGAGUGGUCUCAAGGCAUCCAAGCUGCCAAAGCUGCUGGCCAGGUUCCCCUCCCUGGCCGUGCUGAACCUCAAUUUCCUCUUCGACUGCUCCGAGGACUCCUUGGCUAGCAUCGGCCGCCUGUGUCCGCGUCUGCUCGAGCUGCACGUGCCCGAGACCUGCAAGGCCGCUGAUGGCUCAGGGCUCGUCGCUCUCGCUCGCGGGUGUCCGAACCUCGCCAUUCUGUCGCUGCCGGCGUUCAAGGGCCCCGACCACUCGCUCAUGGCCAUCGGCUCGCACCUGCCUCGCCUGCUCAAGUUGCGCCUUCGCUCCGUGCCGCACCUCACGGACGCCGUCGUGGCGCACAUUGCGCAGAGCUGCCGGCGCCUGGAGGAGCUCGACCUCUCCUUCACGGACGUCACGGACGCCGCGCUGGCCGCCGUGGGGGGGGGGCUGCAGGCGCUGCAGCACCUCGACGUGAAGCACUGCAAGCGGGUCACCGGUGCCGGCGUGGCGUCGGUGGCGGCGGGCUGCCCCCAGCUGCGCGUGCUGCACCUGGGCGUGGUGGACGUCAGCGACGACGGGCUCACGGCGCUGGGGCGCCACAGCCGGCGCUUGGAGGAGCUGUACCUGGACUACGGCGCGGGGGACAACCACCAGCUCUCGCGCGAGGCCUUCUCGUCGCUCGCGGCGGGCUGCCGCGUGCUGCGCGUGCUGAGUCUGCGCGGCAGCCGCCAGGUGGACAGCAGCGCCGUGGCGGGGCUGGCGCGCGGGUGCCCGGCGCUGGAGGUGCUGGAUCUGCACGCGUGCGACGCCGUGGGCGACGACGGGCUGGGCCCCGCCAUCGCCGGCUGCAAGGGGCUGCGCGAGCUGGUGGUGACGGGCACGGCGGUGGGCGCGGCGGGCUUGCACACGUUCAGCGGCGGGCUGCCGCACCUGGCGCUGCUGCGACUCAACGGCGAGCUCGUCACGGACGCCGUCCUGCAUUCGGUGGCCACCAAUUGCCCCAAUCUCACGGAGAUCCACCUCAGCAACUGCCACGUCAGCGACGAGGGCAUCCAGCGGCUGCUGGCGGGGUGUGCGGGGCUGCGCUCGCUCUCCGUGAAGGCGUGCGCCGACGUCAAGGCCACCGCCUUCCAUGGCCUCGCGUGCGCGGCCCUCGAGACCGUCGCGCUGCCCUCGUGCGGCGUCACUGACGACGGGCUCCUCGCCCUCGUCCGCGCCUGCCCUCGCCUCUCCUCGCUCGCCCUGCCGGCGUGCCUGAAGCUGUCUGCCGCCGGCCUGGCAGCGGCGCUGCCGGAGAGCCGCGCGCUGAGGGAGGUGAAUGCGGCGGCAUGCAAGCAGCUGCUGCGCGACGACAUCGUGCGCCUCACGCGCUGCUGCCGCCCCGCCGUCAAGUCCAUCCGCGUGUCCCGCCCGCACUGCCCCGACGACGAGUACACGCUGAAGCGCCUGCACGUGGGGUGGCAGCUGCCCAGCUGGGCGCGCAGCAGCGCCACCAGCACCAGCCCGCGGCUCUCCGGUGGCUUCGGUGGGCGAGGGCUGUACGGCAGCAGCUCUGCUGGCGCCACGCCCCACUCCCUCUGAGCCCUGCUGGUUCCAGGGAUGCGCCUGGGCCGGCCCCCAUGCAGUACCCAACCCCACACAUUGACGACAGCAGCAGCAGCAGCAGCGGCAGCAGCAGUCUGUCUGUGAUGCGCCUGUUCCUCCCCCCAAGACCCCUCUGGCCCGUGUGGAGCCCGGGAUGCUCUGACCCGCUGCUGCCCCCCAAGGGGGGCGAGGCAGGGAACUGAGACGAGCACUGGGACGAGUCAUGACCCGAGGGCGCAGGGGAGCUGUCACUAGGCUGCGUGUGAUGUUGGAGUGGUUGAAGGCUGCGUGGCGGGAGUGGCUGAAAGGCACUUGCUGGUGCGCAGCUGGUUCACUUACGCGUUUUCUGCUUCUGCUGCUAUUGUAGUUAGCCACGUGUUUCUGUGUGGGUGUGCAUAUUUUUGCUGUCAGCUAGCUGCUGUGGUGAAGGCAAAGUGCCAUUGACGCCACAGCCCAAAGGGCAUGUGGUGCUGUCUUUGUGUGAGCAUGUGUCAUGUCCCACACAUGUGUAGAGAUGGCCAGUUGUCUCAUCCCUGCUGCUGUAAUGCUAAUUUUCCUGAGUUGUAGUGCACCACUUGUU